This is a messenger RNA of Psilocybe cubensis, 747 nucleotides long. RefSeq lists its product as uncharacterized. The record is from RefSeq and is a predicted model, not a curated record. NCBI's taxonomy places the organism in Eukaryota, Fungi, Basidiomycota, Agaricomycetes, Agaricales, Agrocybaceae. Bases 1 to 747 code for a protein of 248 amino acids. The transcript has 2 exons.
AUGGGACACGUUGAUAACACAGACCACAAUGUGGAAAUGGACACGGGUGACGUCGAGAUGGACGAAGAGAAUACGCAAGGUACCGAUGCGGGGGUUCCACAUCUGUCCUCGGAACCUUUAAAGACACCCAUUGAAAGGCAGGGAGACACGGGUGAUGUGGAGAGGGACGGAGAGAAGACGCAAAGUAACAAUGAGGGGGUUCAGAAGGACAUAGACAUGGGAGUUCAACUACCAAAUUCCACCGUGUCAGGAAGUGCGGAGACCCAGGAUGACACGCAAGACAAUGAUGACAAGGGCAACAAGGAUGGCAAAAAACCCACACCAAAAAACUUUGGUGAACUUGAGAAUGAGAAACAGGACAGUGACAGCAAGGGCGAUACUGAGAAAAGUGACGAUGAAGGCAGCGAGGGCAAGGGCAACACUGAGAAGAGUGAGGGAAGCCAGGAAGAAAGGAAAGGCAGUGAGGAUGGAGAAAAGCAGAACAGUAAAGGCAAAGAAGCUGGGGAAUCUUCUAACCCCGCCCCGCCGCCUUUGUCUAAUGGUUUGCCUGGGAUCUCCUACCACUACCAGUCCCUCGCUUCAGAGGGAGGUAACCUGAACGCUUGUCUCCGACAGGGGACGUUGCAACAGCUACACAAUGCUGUUGAGAACGAAACCUUGAAUAAAAUUGUCAACUACUUGGAUAUCCCAAUGCCAAUGAAAGCACUGAUUAUACUGCGCUUUAUGCCACGAUGGGGGAUUGGAUGA